CCUAAACAACCUGGAGAUGACGGAAAUAAGCAAACCAAAUAUAUUAAUUACCGGCACGCCCGGCGCCGGCAAAUCGUAUUUGUGCGAGCGUUUGGCCACACAAUUGAAAUUCAGCUGGCUGGACUGCUCGAAAAUUGCAAAGGAAAAUAAUUUCAUUGAGGAAUAUGACAAGGAAUACGAUUGCCCCAUACUCGAUGAGGAUAAGCUUAUGGAUUAUCUGGAGCCGCUGAUGGCCAACGGCGGCAACAUUGUCGAAUACCAUGGCUGUGAUUUCUUUCCGGAGCGCUGGUUCCAGGCCGUCUUCGUUGUUAAAUGCCCCAACGAGACGCUCUACGACAGACUCAAGGAGCGCAACUAUAAUGAGAAAAAGCUAACAUCCAAUAUACAAUGCGAAAUAUUCGGCACAAUAUUGGAGGAAGCGCGCGAAUCGUAUAAAGAGGAUAUCAUUUACGAGUUGAGCGGCGAAACCAAGGCGGAUGCCCAAAAUAGCCUAAAAACAGUUAAAAAUUGGUACAGCAUGUGGAAGCGCAAGUAAAAACGUGACAACAAA
Molecule: messenger RNA, 550 nt
Organism: Drosophila montana
Lineage: Eukaryota; Metazoa; Arthropoda; Insecta; Diptera; Drosophilidae
Gene: Ak6
Product: adenylate kinase isoenzyme 6
Exons: 3
Coding region: 17-535 (172 amino acids)
Cellular component (GO): nucleus; cytoplasm
Molecular function (GO): ATP hydrolysis activity; ATP binding; AMP kinase activity
Source: RefSeq, a predicted model, not a curated record